AUGAUUUCGUACUCGAGAAAUUUAUUCACUGGGCCAAUUCUUUCGCAUUUGGAAGGUGACAAAUUGUUAUUGCCACCAUUUGUUCUUGAAGAAAUAUUACGUGCAGGAAGUGGUAGUAAAAGUGAUGGUUUUGCAAUUGCAACUCACGACAGAGACGAUAGCGAUUUUUCAAAUACCCAUCUACCAUAUCCAAUCGUUUUCCAAAUUUUUAAUCCAAAAACGCGUUUAAUAACUCAUGGUGGUGUUAAAGAGUUUAAUUCGGCAGAUGAAAAAGCUUAUUUACCACCAUGGAUGUAUGAUUCGCUUUCACUUAAAGAAGGUGAAGAAGUAACUAUUAGACUUAAGGAAUUGCCAAAAGGAACUUGGGCACGGUUUCGCCCCAUGACUAUGGAUUAUAAAGAUAUAAUGGAUUAUAGAGCUGCAUUUGAAGCAUAUUUGAGAUCAUAUUAUACAACAUUGACCACAGGAGAAAUACUUACUAUAAAGCAAGCAGAUAAUUCAUAUCAGUUUUUGGUCGAUUCUUUAAAACCAGAAGACGCAGUUCAAAUAGUUGAUACAGAUUUAGAAUAUGGUGAUCUUUUAGAAAAAGAUAAGCAUGAGCUUAUAUUUCACACACUACGCAAAUGUUCAUGUAAAUAUGAGUCAGAAUCACUUCAAGAUCUAGCAAGACAUAAAAGAACCACGUGUCCAGAUCGAUUGAUUACAUGUAAAUUUUGUCGCAACCUGGUGAAACAAGAUGAACCGUCGACCAAUCCACAAGAUCUGCUCGAGGGAUUGACAGUACACGAGUCAUAUUGUGGCGCCCGGACGAUUAAAUGUGUGAAAUGCGAAGAAUCGGUCACAUUGAGAAAUGUGAGAGCUCAUGCUAAUAUGCAUGAGAUUGAGAAACAAAAUCGAAAGUUGCCGAAACUUUGUCGAAAUGAAAAUUGUAUAAAACCAGCAGCCAAUAACAUUCUUAAGUUGUGUUCAACAUGUUUCGGACCUUUUUGGUCUCCAACUGCAGACCCGACUGGUAGAAUGUUGUAUACUAGACUUGGUAGAAAAUAUCAUCAACAAUUGACAGUUGGUUGUGGGAAUAGUUGGUGCACAAACAUGUAUUGUGCAACGGGUAAUUCAAUUAAAAAAGAUCCAAACACAGCCGCAUCAACAAUCUUACCACAUCUUCAACAAAUUCAAUUAUCACAAACGACACCAAUUUAUUUAUGUGUUGAUGAAUUAACAACUCGUAGACGUUUCCUUGCUGACAUUUUGUAUAAAGGUAAAGAUUUAGCAAAUGGAGAUGGUGGCGGAGAAUGUUAUGAAAAGUAUCCAAUUGAGUUUUGUGUCAAGGCUGUUGAGAUUGAAAAUGAAGAUUUAGUUGAGGCAAGGAAAUGGUUACAAGCUAAUGCACCAAUUAUAGUACGGAAAUGA
Entrophospora sp. SA101 is the source of this 1410-nucleotide messenger RNA. Lineage: Eukaryota; Fungi; Glomeromycota; Glomeromycetes; Entrophosporales; Entrophosporaceae. The record is from the annotation of a GenBank genome assembly.